AUGACCAGGAACCAGCAGAGGCACGGAGACCCCAGGGCCAAAUCGGGCGUCCCCGGGGGCAUCCGAGGGGAGCGGCACUUUGCGUCAUGCAGGGCCCGCCCCUUCCAGGACCUGGGUUCGGCGUGUUCUGCCGUCUUGGCCGCAGCCGUGGAGCAGGAUUUCCGCGGUUGUGGGAACGCCUACUUCUUGAUUCUCCAGCUACAGUUCAUUGUGCAGGGGGUGGUGUCUAUUGACAGCCUGGACCACAGAGCUCUGACAGGAGACUUGGAGCACACCAUCUGCUUCACGAAUUCGGAGCGACUUUCAAACACCUGGCUGGACGUUCGUCACAUUGAAAAAUAUGUAGAUCAAGGUAAAAGUGGAACAAGAGAAUUACUUUGGUCCUGGGCACAGAAAAACAAGACCGUCGGUGACCUUCUGCAGAUUCUCCAGGAGAUGGGACAUCAUCGAGCCAUCCAUUUAAUUGCAAACCAUGGAGCAGCCCUGAAUCCUCCAGAGCAGCGUCAUCAGGGGGAUGGAUUUCCAGACUUGUUCUCCAAGGAAACAGCCAAUGUCGCAGUGGGUAAUGUUCCUAUCCUUGAACAUAAUAAAAAAGGAAUAGUGCUUAACUCUUCUAUCAGCUUUCAAAACAUCAUAGAAGGAACCAACAACUUCCACAAAGGUUUCCUCAUCGGAGAAGGGGAGAUUUUCGAGGUAUACAGAGCGGAGAUCCAAAACCAAACCUAUGCCAUUAAGUUGUUUAAACAGGAGAAAACAAUGCAAUGCAAGAAACAAUGGAAGAGGUUUUUAUCUGAGCUUGAAGUUUUAUUACUAUUUCAUCAUCCAAACAUCCUGGAGUUGGCCGCAUAUUUUACAGAGAGUGAGAAGUUCUGCCUGGUUUAUCCAUUCAUGAGAAAUGGAUCACUUUUUGACAGAUUACAGUGCGUAGGGAACACAGCCCCACUCUCCUGGCACAUUCGAAUCAGUGUAUUAAUUGGAACAGCCAAAGCCAUUCAGUACCUGCACAACACGGUCCCGUGCUCGGUCAUCUGUGGCAGUAUUUCAAGUGCCAACAUACUUUUGGAUGAUCAGUUUCAACCCAAACUCAUGGAUUUCGCCAUGGCACACUUCCGGCCUCACCUCGAGCCUCAGAGCGCCACCAUAAGCAUGAGCAGCGGCAGCAGUAACCAUCUGUGGUACAUGCCAGAAGAGUACAUCAGGCAGGGCAAGUUGUCCACUAAAACAGAUGUCUACAGCUUUGGCAUCGUGAUAAUGGAAGCUCUGACCGGUUGUAAAGUGGUGUUGGAUGACCCAAAGCACAUUCAGCUGAGGGAUCUCCUGAUGGAAUUGAUGGAAAAGAGAGGCCUCGAUUCAUGUGUCUCAUUCCUAGAUAAGAAAGUCUUUCCCUGCCCUCGGAAUUUUUCUGCCAAGCUCUUCUCUUUGGCGGGCCAGUGUGCUGCGACACGGGCAAAAUUAAGACCAUCAAUGGAUGAAGUCCUAACUACUCUCGAAAGCACUCAAGCCAGCUUAUAUUUUGCUGAAGAUCCUCCCACCUCACUCAAGUCUUUCAGGUGUCCUUCUCCUCUGUUCUUGGAUAACGUGCCAAGUAUUCCAGUGGAAGAUGAUGAAAGACAGAACAGACAGCCGCUGCUUCAUGAUCCACAUUUGAGGAAAGAGAGAAUGGCUCAGAAAAUCCCUUUUGAAUGCAGCCAGUCUGAGGUUACUUAUCUGGGCUUGGACGGGAAGACGGGGCGUGAGAGAAAGGAGGACGCUUGCAAACUGCCCAGUUCUCCUCCUGAAGAACGUUGGCCUCCAAAGCACGCGGCACCAGCCUGGGAUUCAGGGGCCCCCCGUGUAGAUGCGGACUCUUCUGCAGAAGCUGCAGGCCACGCUCACAGGAGCAGGCCAGUGGAGACCAGCUGUUCCAGUGAAUUUGUCUGGAAUGAAUGUGAGCAGAACAAAAAGGAAUCCAUUUUACCAGAAGAUAAAGAAGAUGACAAGUACUACCCAGGCACUUGAGUACAGGUGGUAUCUUGGGAAGACAUUGCCUUCAUAAGUAAUGCCCUGAGGGUGACCCAUGUGACCUUGACAAUGAGGAUCAACAACCUGGACGAUCCCAUUCUUCGCUCUCCAACUUGCAAAACAGGGGGCCUUAAAAGUGUGUUUUGUCGGGUAAUUGCCUCAGAUCGAAUCUAGGCUGAAUUAGAGCCAUUCGCGAUUCCUUAAGAUCCUCGGCCCUGACUUCGGACAAACAAAGCAGUCAAAACCUCCCCAACGAGACCGGAUUCUUACGUCCUUCACGGCAUUGAUCUGAGUCCUCAGAGCCUCGUUCUGCUAAGUGUGCUCAGUUGGAUUCCACUGUUGGGUGUAGCUUGCCUGUGAGGUUGUAGGAAAUGUCUAGUUUGUAAAUAUUAAUGGUUGCCCUUUAAAGAAUUGCCUUUCCGUGUACUUUGAUUGACCCGUGGCAUUUCCCUGUUCAUCCCUCUCAAGCUUGCCUGUGUGAAGAUGAGCCAGGCUCACCCUUGGCUAUGAUAUGGUCUCUGCAGAGAGUAGAUUUUUGCCCAAGAUCUGUAGUCUGUAUUUAAACUCUUAGGAUAAUUUAUCACAUAGAAUACAAUUGUUGACUGUUAUUAUAAGUUCUUUUUUACAACCGUAGGUACCUAUUAUAUCCUAAGUAGGAUGUAUGAAAUUUUAAUCAGGUAAUUUCUGUUUCUGAGAAAAUGGCUGGUCACAAGAGCCUAGGUCUGCUUUUUUGAUUCUGUACCUUCCAACUCAAUGCCUUUGUUCCUGCUGUGUCCUGUCUCCCUUCCCUUUUAAAAUCUUACCAAUCCUUCAGGGCCCAGCAGAACUGCAAUCCUCCCGAGACUUCCCUAAUCUCCAGCCAGAAGUACUCACUUUACCAGCAUUUCCAUAGCAAUAUUGCUGUAUUUAUAUUUUAUACUCGUCACUUUCUGAAUGAUACCAAAGUUGCUUGUGCCAUCUCUCUCUCUGACCAGGCUUGUAAACUGCCUGUAUUAGUUUUUACUGUUGCUGUAACGAAUCAUCACAGACCGAGUGGGCUAAGACAAUGUAGGUUAAUUACUUUGCAACUCUGGAGGUCAGAAGUCCGUGGCAUCCCUUCUGGAGGCUUUAGGUGCAGAUUCGUUCCCUCACCUAUUCAGGCUCCUGCUUUCCUUGGCUUCUGGACUCUUCAUCCUCAAAGCCAGUAGCAUAGCAUCUUUAAAUCUAGAUCUCUCUUUCUCUCUGACUUCUUCUUUAUCACCUAUUACUCAUUCUUUGGCCCUCCUGCCUCUCUUUUAUAAGGAUCCUUGUGAUUGCAUUGGGUCCUCACAGGUAAUCCAGGAAAAUCUCUGCAUCUCAAGAUCCUUAAUUUAAUCAUAUCUGUGAUGUCUCUUUUCUUCUGUAAAGUAAUAUAUCUGCAGGUUUCUUAGGACAUGGAUAUCACUGGGGACCAUUGCUCUCACAUUCCCUGCGUGUGCAGGGGCCGUCUCUUCAAGGCCUAGCCUGUUAUCCUAUACAGAGCAAGUGUUUUCUUAUGUCAAGUUGAAUUAAAUGAUCUCUGUGAACCCACAUACUCAAAAAUUCAGCUACAGUAAAUGCUGUUGGGUAAAUUAACAAAGUAGGGAUAACGAUUGUCUUUGUGAUGAUGGAUGGAAAUACUCAAGAAAACCAUUUCCAGAGAAUUUAUAACUGCUCCCUCUUCAGGGCAUGUAUAAUGAAAGGGUAGAUCUCUAGCUUCAGAGGAAUAGACACAUUGCGCGCGCGCGCGUGUGUGUGUGUGUGUGUGUGUGUGUGUGUGUGUGUGUGUGUGUGGUUGGGUUAGGCAUAGAUUAGAGUCCAGAUUUAAGAACAACUGAUCAAAAACAAGAAGUUAUCAAGAAUUAGGGGCGGGUUAGCAGACCAAGGUCAGAAAUGUGGAGCUAUAGUUCUGGGGGAAAAAGGAUUUCAUGGCAGAAAGUGAGCUUCAAGACACAAUAAGCCUUAGUCUGAUUGACAGGCCCAAAGCAGGCCCCAGGUAAGCAGUUAGGAGAGGCCAUGCUCCCGGGCACGGGCAGGUCUGCCGGCCGCCUGUCCAGUGCUGUCUUCCGCGUCUGAUCACGAUGUCUGUGUUCACAGUGCUCCCAAAUGGUCCCUCUGCUAAGACUAGUAGGGGAGCAGGCUUGGACUUGAUGUCAGAUGAUUUCAAUUCUUAUGACCUGAGCUGGCUGGCCACUCUUGAUUAUCCAUGCUAAUGAAAGGAAGCAGUAGAAGUCUUUGGCAUUUGGAUUUAUAUUAUGUAAACCAUUCUGAGGCUGAUUUACCUUGUUUCAUUUGAAAAUAAAAAACAGCGAAUGUGUUGCUUAUUUUAUCAGUAUUAACUUUAUCCUUCCAGAUUGGCAAAUAUUGGAGCAAUUGACAAGAAUAUGGGCAAAAGGACAUUCUUGUUCACUAUUGGCUGGAGUGACAAUUGGUACAACCUUUAUAAGAAGGCAAUAUGUCAAUAAAGAAUUAUUUAACAAAAAAAGAAGGCAAUAUGUACUAAAGUUGGCAAUAUGUAUCAAAAAUUUAAAC
Molecule: messenger RNA, 4530 nt
Organism: Myotis davidii
Lineage: Eukaryota; Metazoa; Chordata; Mammalia; Chiroptera; Vespertilionidae
Gene: IRAK3
Product: interleukin 1 receptor associated kinase 3
Exons: 13
Coding region: 1-1998 (665 amino acids)
Biological process (GO): interleukin-1-mediated signaling pathway; intracellular signal transduction; negative regulation of MAP kinase activity
Cellular component (GO): nucleus; plasma membrane; cytoplasm
Molecular function (GO): protein binding; ATP binding; protein serine/threonine kinase activity
Source: RefSeq, a predicted model, not a curated record